Messenger RNA from Talpa occidentalis (Iberian mole), 2593 nucleotides. RefSeq names its product solute carrier family 66 member 2 (gene SLC66A2). Bases 40 to 801 code for a protein of 253 amino acids. The record is from RefSeq and is a predicted model, not a curated record. NCBI's taxonomy places the organism in Eukaryota, Metazoa, Chordata, Mammalia, Eulipotyphla, Talpidae. The transcript has 5 exons. Gene Ontology annotation, biological process: retrograde transport, endosome to Golgi; phospholipid translocation. Gene Ontology annotation, cellular component: trans-Golgi network; endosome.
GCCAGGUGGCCGCCUGCCCGCUGGCGCGGGGCGCUGGCCAUGGAGGCGCAAGGCUUGGAUUGGCUCCUGGUCCCGCUGCACCAGCUGGUCUCCUGGGGCGCGGCCGGGGCCAUGGUCUUCGGAGGGGUGGUGCCCUACAUCCCCCAGUACAGGGACAUCAGGAGGACCCAGAACGCCGAGGGCUUCUCCACCCACGUGUGUCUGGUGCUCCUGGUGGCCAACAUCUUACGGAUUCUCUUCUGGUUCGGAAGGCGCUUCGAGUCCCCGCUGCUCUGGCAGAGUGUGGUGAUGAUCCUGGCCAUGCUGCUCAUGCUGCGGCUGUGCACCGAGGUCCGCGUGGCCAGCGAGCUGAGCGCCCGGCGCCGCUGCUUCGCAGACUUCGACCCGCAGCACUUCUGGCGCUGGAGCAGCUUCAGCGACUACGUGCAGUGCGUGCUGGCCUUCACCGGCGUGGCCGGCUACAUCACCUACCUGUCCAUUGACUCAGUCGUGUUCGUGGAGACGCUGGGCUUCCUGGCCGUGCUGACCGAGGCCAUGCUGGGCCUGCCGCAGCUGUACCGCAACCACCGCCACCGCUCCACGGAGGGCAUGAGCAUCAAGAUGGUGGCCAUGUGGACGAGUGGCGACACCUUCAAGACAGCCUACUUCCUGCUGAACGGCGCGCCGCUGCAGUUCUGCGUGUGCGGCUUGCUGCAGGUGCUCGUGGACCUGGCCAUCCUGGGGCAGGCCUACGCCUUCGCCCGCCACCCCCCGAAACCUGCUCCCCACGUGGCACACCCCACCAGUGCCAAGGCCCUCUGACGCCGCUGGUGAGGAAACAGAGGGAGAGGCCUGAGCAGCACCGCCUGGGAAUUAAAGGUCUCCGUGGCAACCACUGCCCGCGGGCUGCAGCAGCUGUCAGUCAUUGAGCCGGCCGGUGGGGUCAGAGUGGGUGGGACACAGCCAGGGCUGCCUCCCCUGUGGGUCCCCAGGGAAGGGCUGCCCGGGCCCUGGCCUGGUGUCCCUAAGCAGACCAGCCUGAGGUCAGCGACCGGGGUCUGUGCCUCCCCCCACACACACCUUGGUCUCUGCUGGCUCACAUCUUGAGGGGCCUCCCUCCCACCACUGGAUACUUCCAAGGAUGCAGGCCCCCCUGGCUGUGCACCGGACAGUUUUGUGUGAAGCAGGGGCCCUCUGUGCUAGGCGAGCUUCCUUACUUCACAAAGAGCGCGUGUGGGCAAGAUAAACUCACAGAAAAUACACAAGUGCACUUUUCCUCAAACCCUAAAUGUCUGAUUUAUUGGAUGGCUCUUCCCGGCCAGCAUUUGGAUGUGGGAACAAAGGUGACUCUGCUUGGGCCCCUGAAUGACUGGGGCCACCUCAUUUGAGCCUCUAAGGGUUUUGAGCAGGUGAAGAACUGUGUGCUCUGCCCGGUGGAGCUUGUGUACACGGUGGAGAGCUUGUGUGCGCGGUGGGGCUUGGGUGCACAGUGGAGAGAUUGUGUGCGCGGUGGAGGGCUGGCAGGUGCGCCCUCCCCACAAUGCCUGAUGCACCCAUCUGUGUGUGGGUAAGGGCGGGGUGCCUUUCCCUAAGAUAGGGCGUAUGUAAUGGGGCCUCAUGGGCAGGUAAUGGGGGCAUCAGGUGGCUGACGCUGACAGCAUGCUCACUCCUGUGCUGACCUGUCCUGAGGAGCCCCAGAAGCCCAGUGCGCCAGUGCAGGGAAGGGUGAGGGGUAAGGAGGUGGGGAGGUGGCCUCUCCCGGUUGUGUUCCAGGGCAGGGAGAGGGGCAGCCCAAACCCCACAAACCUGCCUAUUCUAAAUCGGUUCUGCCAUCCGCCACAAAACAUGAGACUUUAAUGGGAAGGAACUUUAAUACAAUUUGGAAACAAUACGGGAAAGGCAAAGAGUCUAGUUUCUAAAUGAAGCACCCAACGUGACCCGUCCCCUCGUGGGUAAAACUCCAUCCAAAUGGGAUUGGCCCAGAGCAGGGCCCCAGAGCCUGCCCCAAGUCUAAAGCAUCUUCCAGUGGGACCCACAGAAAAGGGUCAGAAACAACCAGACAAGCCCGGAAGGAAAAGAGCAACAUCAACAUCAAGAUACAAGCUGCCACUGUCCCCUCCCCACGGGUCUCUCGCCCGCAUCUGUGUCCCCCCGUCCACGACCAAAAGGCCGGCGCGGUUUCUCCACGUGUGUCUCGGCUCCACGCGCCUCCCCCAGGGCUCCUUCUGGCUCCAUCCUGCUCCUUCCUUCCGCAGUCUCCUCUGCAGCGUCUCCUCUCCCUGCUCAGCUCCACCCUCCUUGGGUGAGGCAGGGAACCUGGAACCUCCCCCUUUCCUGGGCACCCCCGUUACAGCUGGACACCUGCAGCCGGGUGGGGGAGGACUGGACGGGCCCUGGGCUCAUCCCCACGCCUGACCUGGCCCUUGAAGAGCCAACUUGGUUGGUUGGUUCAUGGCGAUGGGCUGUGUGUCCCCCUGUACAGGAGGCGGCAGUCUGCCCCACACUUCUCAGCACGGGGUGAAGAGUGGGGUGCAGGGGGCCCCGGAAGACUAGCAGGUACCCAGCUCGCGCUCACCCCUUCAGGUGCCAACACUCUGCCCUCUGCCGAGGACCA